ACACAGAAAAAUCGAAUCCCAGAGAGUGUGAUAUGGUGACAGGUGAUUUCAACGAAACCCACACUAGGGGUACAACUUCAGAAACGUUGGAAUUCCAAACAGAGAUGCAACCAAGACAAGACACGUCUGAGGAUUUACAAUUACCAAUCAUCAUUACAUCCUCAAUUGUUGGACUUCUUUUGAUCGUUAUAUUUGUCUGUCUCAUCACCAGAUUAAUCAAAAGAAAAGAAAAACAAGGAAAUAAACGUUCCACUACAGAGGUAAACAUGUUAACAGAUCUUUACUCUGAGCCGAUACCUGGGGCGGGUGAAAGCAAAAUGAAAACAAUGGAUCACAUUAAUGCUGAAGAAGAACCAGCGUAUUCUGUGACAGAUUCUAAAGAAAAUGAGUAUUCACAACCCCUCAUCAACAGAGACAAUAAUGGAUCUGAACCUACAAAAGCUGUUACCUCUACAGACAGUGAAUAUGCUGAUACAGAUUUGGGUGAAUAUGACGUUUUAAGAGGCCAAAGAAUGAAACUCCCCGAGAAUGCAUCAUCGCAUUGUGAAAUUUAUGACAGGACAAAUAAUGUUGUCACUGGUAUUUAUGACGUCACUUCAAAUACGCAAAACGAAAACGAAUAUUCAAUGGUUGAUAACGAUUUAAAAUAAUACUGCAUGAUUAUAUAA
This is a messenger RNA of Saccostrea echinata, 668 nucleotides long. RefSeq lists its product as uncharacterized. Bases 33 to 650 code for a protein of 205 amino acids. The record is from RefSeq and is a predicted model, not a curated record. NCBI's taxonomy places the organism in Eukaryota, Metazoa, Mollusca, Bivalvia, Ostreida, Ostreidae. The transcript is spliced from 3 exons.